This is a messenger RNA of Lolium rigidum, 2630 nucleotides long. RefSeq names its product disease resistance protein Pik-2-like. The coding region runs from base 1 to 2379 and encodes 792 amino acids. Gene Ontology annotation, molecular function: ADP binding. The transcript is spliced from 2 exons. Gene Ontology annotation, biological process: defense response to other organism. The record is from RefSeq and is a predicted model, not a curated record. Lineage: Eukaryota; Viridiplantae; Streptophyta; Magnoliopsida; Poales; Poaceae.
AUGGAAGGCCAGGACCCAAUUCAGCUGUGUCGUGAGUUCCUACAACAAGGCAAAUGUGUCGCCGUUAUUGAUGGAUUGUGCUCCACGAAUGAUUGGGACUUGAUAAAAGAUGCUUUCUUAGCCAAGCCUAUUAAAGGUCAUAUACUUGUUAUAACAAAUGAAGAAAGCAUUGCCAUGUACUGUGCAUAUAGCAAAAAUGAUGUGAUCAACAUUCAGGGUCUAGAAGAUGAAGCGGCCCUUAAGUUGCUCACUAAGACUUGGCGCCAAGGGGUUUUUACAAGAGUGGUCACAACUUCCAAUGAAGUACACCUUUCAAGACUCAUCAUUGCCAAGUGUGGUGGGCUACCAAAAGUAAUAACUGCCAUCGGCAAGUACAUCCUUCAUGAAACUCGUCGACGUCACUCCAUCUCCCAUGUACGUAAACACUGGAUCUUACUCCCGCCCGGCCUCCAUGAAAUUAUAAAAGGGUUAUUGGAGCAUACCUAUGAUGAAUUCAUGAGCUUGUUGGAAACCAACCCAAUGUUCCAUAGCUUAAGGGGUUUGUUUUAUUGGAUACAGUCCUACUUUCACGAUUGCCCAGAUUCACUAAAGCCAUGUAUUUUCUAUCUUUCAAUCUUUCCUUCAAGCCACGAUAUUAGGCGGAAACGUUUGUUAAGGCGGUGGAUUGCCGAGGGUUACUCUACAGAAGAGAAUGUGGAAAAAUUAUUCGCUGAUUUUGUCAAAUUGAGCAUAAUCCAGCAGCAAUCACCAAGCAGAAGGGGUGUGUGUCAAUUCAAUGGUUUCUUCCGUGAAUACAUCAUUUCACGGCCAAUGCAAGACAAUCUUGUGUUUGAACUGGAUGGUCAUUGCAGCCUCGACUCACAACGUGCUGGAAAACACCUCACCAUAAGUAUUAAUUGGGACAGGGCCAAGAUUCUAUUUGAGAGCAUGGAAUUGUCACGGUUGCGUUCACUUACCGUGUUUGGGGAGUGGAGGUCAUUCUUCAUCUCUGCCGAUGCCAAAAUGAAAAUGCUCCGGGUGCUAGAUCUAGAGGACACAUCGGGUGUAACAGACGAUGACCUCAAGCAUAUCGGGAAACUAAUGCCACAACUCAAGUUCCUCUCCCUGCGAGGAUGUAAAGAUAUAACCUGUUUGCCCAGUUCAUUGGGUUGUCUCAGACAACUACAGACCCUGGAUAUCAAAUGCACCUCCAUAGUCACACUACCACCGGCUAUCAUGAAGCUAGAGAAGCUACAGUAUGUUCGUGCUGGCACGAGAGGUUGUGGAUCAGCAACACCAAAAGACAACAAUGGAGCUGCCGUAGCUAAAACACCACCAACGGGCGGUGAUGGUGCGAGCACAAGCCAAGCACUUGCACCACCACCAACAAGCGCUGGUGGCAAAAGCACAAGGCAAUCACCACCAGCUGCAGCAGCAGAUGAUGCCCGGACAUUAUCUCCAUGGAGAAUCAGGCCACAUGGUGGCUUGGCAUUCAGCUGGGUGUCUAGGUUUUGCAGAAACGAGAUCGUUAGCGGUGCUCAUGAUGGCGUACAAUUUCCGGCUGCUGCAACAGGAGGGAUCAGGAGGUUGAAGGCCUUACACACUCUUGGUGUUCUCAAUGUUCAAGGUGCAAGUGGGAAGGUCGUUAUUAGAGAGCUGAAGAAGCUUGAACAGUUACGCAGGCUAAAAUUGUUCGGCAUCAACCGGACAAACUGGCUGGAUUUUUGUUUCGGCAUCUCUGGUCACUGCUAUCUUGAGUCCUUGUCAGUGCGACUGGUAGACUAUAAACAACAAGAUCAUCCUUUUGUUUUGGAUGACAUCUCCAAGCCACCAAAGACACUGAAGUGUCUGAAGUUGUACGGGGGCAGUGUACAGGUCUCACCAGUCUGGAUAAAGCAGCUAGAUGGUCUGACAAAGGUUGAUGGUGAAGAUCUUCAGCUGACAGUAUCAACGCAAUUGGACAUAAACAACCUUGUGAAAGUGCCAUGUCAGAAUAUGUUUCGUCGUAUUUGUAUCAAGGCGAUUCAAGAUGGCGAGCUCCGCUAUGGCGGGUAUGAAAUGUUUGAUUCAGAGCAUCCGCCUUGGCCGUUGCAUUCGGAACCAUUCAGCGCAGCCAAAGUCCUCAAGAUUGAUUGUGGCAGCUACAAGCUUCAGGUAGUUCUUGAAAAGUUUGCACCAAAGUAUAUUGAGGUGAUGGUGGUUCACUGCUCUACUACUAAUGCGUCUUUGGAGCUCUCUGGUCUAAGCAAUCUAGGCGAGCUCAAGAAAGUGUGGCUCAAGGGUACUUACAGCGAUGCAGUCAAGCAACACCUGAAGAACCAAGUUGCGAUGCAUGAGGAAAAACCUAUCUUCAAGGUGUACAACCAACAAUCUUCCGCUACCAGACCUUCCGCGUGCUGAAAUAUGUGCUUCUUCUCAUUCAAUGUUAUUGUUAAGCUUCAUGCACUAGCCACUUGAACCAAAAGUCCGAACUGAUGGAAAGGGCUAGGCAAUCUACUUUAUACAUGUCAACACCCCCUCUCACGUCUGACGGGAAGACGAGAAGACAAGUCAAUACGUGUAGAGAGACAAAGAGGCAGCAGAAGGACGGAUACACACGGCAGGAGGCUACGGGGAUUUUUUAGAAUAAAUUGUGAAAGCCAGGAUUUGAA